AUGCCGAAUCUUGAGGUGGAGACAACACUUUACAAUUUCAAGAUUUAUGACUUCCUCGCGGAUUCUUGGACCGUCCUCUUCUCUCAUCCCGGGAUUUCACAACCGUAUGCGACGAAGCUUGGUGCUAUGGUCAUGUACUUCGAGCGGAGAGGUAUGAAGCUCCUUGGUUUGUCUUGUGACGACAUACAGCCACACAAAGACCGGAUCAACGACAUGAAAGCCUUUACGCCUGGAAGCAAGGUGAAUUACCCGAUGAUAAUUGCUGACCGAAACAAAGAGAUCAUUCCUCAGCUUAACAUUGUUGAUCCAAUAUCUUAUCGUCGGUCCGAUAGUAAG
Thlaspi arvense is the source of this 336-nucleotide messenger RNA. Lineage: Eukaryota; Viridiplantae; Streptophyta; Magnoliopsida; Brassicales; Brassicaceae. The record is from the annotation of a GenBank genome assembly.